AUGGAUGACGAAAGAAAACACUUUUUGCGGAAAUUUCGGGAAAUGGAUAUCGACAAAAAUGGCAUAUUGAGCAAAGAAGAAGUGAAGAGUUGCCUCCGUGCUUCGGGAUUUGACAAAAAGUUUAUCAAGAAAUUUCUAGCUGUCUUUGACGCAAAUGGAGAUGGCAACAUAACAGAAGAAGAAUACCUCCGAGUAGUAUGCACUGUUCCACAAAGGGAAAAGGCGGAAGCCUUCUGGAAGAGCGUCUUCGAUGAUGUUGACAAGGACAAGUCGGGCAAGAUUUCCUGUCCAGAACUGAUGACCCUGCUGAAGGACAUGAACUUUGACUGCAAGCUGUGUGAACUGCAAGAGUGGGUCCGACGACACGAUCAUGACUCAGACGGAGAAAUUGAUUUUCAAGAGUUCAUGACGAUGAUGACAGAGAGCACUGUAUAG
Messenger RNA from Dibothriocephalus latus, 435 nucleotides. NCBI's taxonomy places the organism in Eukaryota, Metazoa, Platyhelminthes, Cestoda, Diphyllobothriidea, Diphyllobothriidae. The record is from the annotation of a GenBank genome assembly.